CAUUUCUGCUACAAGAUGCUCCGCUUGCUGGGUUUGGCUUUGGUGCUGUUUGUCACUUUGCAGAUCCUGAGCACUGGAGACUGCCAGAAAGUGUCACAGAAGCAGCGUCAUAAAAGGGAAUGGGUCAUCCCUUCCAAAAAGAUUACAGAAAAUGUAGACUACAGCAAAACCCCAAUCAUUGGAAAGAUACGCUCAGACAUGGACGAUAAAGUGGCAUUACGCUACACGCUAAGGGGUCCAGGAAUAAACGAGCCCCCUGUUGGUUGCUUUAUGGUAGAAGAGUACAAAGGGUUAGUUCGCAUCAUACAGCCUCUAGAUCGUGAAGAGAGGAGUUACUACACUCUUAUUGGCACUGCAUGGUAUGUUGUUAAUGGCUCCAUAGCUGAAGAUAAUAUUCAAAUAAGUGUCACCGUGGAGGACCAAAAUGAUAACCCACCAGUUUUCAUCAAGCCAGAACGAAGCAGCAUUUAUGAAGGGAGUCCAGCUGGUACCUUUGUAACACAAGUUGUGGCAACAGAUGCAGAUGAGCCAAACACUCUUCACACAAAGAUAGCAUUCAGUAUAAUCAACCAAGAACCCAAAAACAACAACCAUUUCUUUGUUGUUGAUAAAGACAGUGGAAUAAUUUCUCUGAAAAACCCAGCACUUGACAGAGAGGAAAACAGUUUGUAUGUUCUUACGAUCCAAGCUGCUGACAUGUAUGGAAAUGCUACAGGAAAUUCUGCUACAGUUACUAUACCCAUAGACAUCCUGGAUGUCAAUGACAAUGUUCCCACUUUGGAAAAAGAUGAGUUUUCAGUAAGCAUUGAUGAAAAUGAGGCACCCAUCGAGGUUUUGAGGAUCCAGGCAGAGGAUAUUGAUGAAGUACAGACAGACAAUUGGUUGGCUGAGUUUGCAAUUGUGGCAGGGAACGAAGAUGGACAUUUCAGUAUUGAGACUGAUCCAAGGACUAAUAUGGGCAUUUUGUACCUGAACAAGCCUGUUGACUAUGAGUCAGCAUCUAAUCUGGACCUAAGCCUCAUUGUUGCAAACAGAGCUCCUCCAGGAGCUCCUCUGGGGAAUGGAGCAGGGGCAGGUAGUGAAGCUGGAGCUUCUGGAUCUGGUGGUCAAUCCGGAGCUGGUGGUCAGUCUGGAUCUUCCGGAGCUGGUGGCCAGUCUGGAUCUUCUGGAACUGGUGGUCAAUCUGGAUCUUCUGGAACUGGUGGUCAAACUGGAGCUUCUGGAGCUGGUGGUCAGUCAGGAUCUUCUGGAGCUGGUGGUCAACCUGGAGCUUCUGGGGCAGGUUCUCAAUUGAUGCUUUUUGGAGGAAGCAGUAAUCCAGGCUUCAGUCUAUCCAAGCUAAAGUCAUACUUAGUUAAGGUCAAUGUAAAAAACAAACCAGAUGCCCCUAAGUUCAUACCAAAGGUCAAGCCUAUAUCUGUAUCUGAGAACAACAAAAAUUCCAUUCCAAGAGUAAUUGACACCUACACUGCUACAGAAGAAGACACAGGCAGACCUGCAGAAAAUGUGAAAUAUGCAAAGGGAUAUGACCCUGACAACUGGAUAUCUAUUGAUGUGGACACAGCUGAGAUCAAACUGAACAAGGUUCCAGAUCGCGAGUCUCCAUUUGUGGUAAAUGGGACCUAUUAUGCCAAGAUCAUCUGCAUUACAGAUGAACUUUCUGCUAAAACAUCUACUGGGACUAUAGCCUUGCAGGUGGAGGAUCUCAAUGAUAACUGCCCCAUACUCCUUAAUAAUAUGCAGAUUGUCUGCAGUCAUACCAAAGUAGUGAAUGUUACAGCUGAAGAUACGGAUUCCGAUCCCAAUGGAGCUCCAUUGGAGUUCAGUUUGAUACAAGAGAAGACAAAGGGCAAAUGGAACUUGCAGAGAAUAGACGAUGUAAGUGCUUUACUGCUUGCUGAAGAUGACUUAUGGCCUGGGUUUUACCAAUUAACCAUGGAAAUCCGAGACAAGCAAGGGCUGGCCUGCCCGACUGAGCAAGUCCUCAAUUUAGAGGUUUGCACAUGCUCAGAAGGGAUGGGUUGUGGUUCAAAAAUGUCAGCAGUUCAUACUAGUUCAUCAGCAAACUUCGGACUGCCAGGGAUUGGUUUCCUGGUACUAGGAUUUCUCUCCCUUACAUUGAUGCUCUUGUUCUUGAUAAAAUGUGAAUGUGGAGGCACUGGAAAUAGAUUUAUUGACAUGCCAUUUGAAGCCAAGCAACACCUCAUCUCCUACAGCACAGAGACAAGAGGAGAAGACAGGGAUGUCCCUCUGAUGUGUCCCCCACCAAACCUUGAUGAUAAAGGGGGUAAUGAAAUGUCCAAUGGACAUUUAAGAAUGGUGUCAGCUAUGAACUCUAAAAUACCAGUGGAUACAAUAGAUGCAUUGAGUUCAAACCAGGCUGUCUAUACCAGUUCUAAAAUGGAAGGAAUUGUGAAAGAGAGUGCAUUCAGAGGCUUCUACUAUGAUACUGAUGACGUGGAACAAACUGUGAGCAGGUUUCAAGAACUCGAGGCCUCACUAGGUGCAGUGCUAGAAGAUUACUUGAUGCAAAAAUCCAGGUAUAUAUCAGUGGAUGAUUCUACAGGAGAAGCAAUAACAAGCUAUGAUUACGAGGGUAAAGGAUCUGUUGCUGGUUCCAUUGGGAGCUGCAGCUACAGCGAGUCCAGUGAUGACCUGGAGUUUUUGAACAACCUGGAUUCAAAGUUCAGGACCUUGGCUGAAGUCUGUGGAUACAGACAAACUCAAUCAUUGUCUCAGGCUGAUUCAAAAGUUAUUGUAAGUGAUACUGAGAAAAAAACAACAACAGAAUUGCUUACAGUUUCUUCUAGUCAAUUGACCAAUGUUGUCCAAUCCAAUUCUUUGGACAAAACUUUCAAUUCACCAAUUGCUCAAACUGAACCUUGUCAGGGGAUGGUCAUACAGGACCCUAUGUACUAUGGGUUCAACCAGCCAAUACCAAGUAAUGUUGUACGGUCAGAUGAUGGGCUUGGGCAAGGAGUUUACAUAAUUAAUGGCACUCCAGAAGCUGAGAUACUUCUGAUUCAAAGUAACAGCCACACAUUUGCACCAUUAGCUAAUGGACAACAGGGCAUUCUAGCAAACAACAUCACUGGUGAUUCAGUCAUGUAUUCACAAAUCGGACCUCAGAAUUCAGUCAUGAUUAGUGAGGGUUUAGAAGAAAAUCUUGCUGUAAUCCAAAACCUGUCCCCAACAUCAAACCUUGUAAUGAUGCAACAGCAACAACUAGAUGGUAUUGGUUCACUGCAGAUGCUAAAAGUACCUGUGGGAUCGGUUGUACAAGGAGACAACAAGGAAGGUAUUAGUGCGAGGCAUCGCCCCUUAAGCCCUCAACCGUUUUUCCCAGUUAGAUCUCUGAGUGGACCCACGUUUAUAAACCAAACAGAAGCUGGUCAAUCAUUUUCUUCUGUGCAUAACAGCCAACAAUUCUCAGGAAACCCUGACAUAGUGAAUAUGCCUCAAAUUGCAUCUGGUAUGGUAAACAAGCAAGUUUUAGUUAGUAUCCCUAUGUCAAGUGCUCCAAACAUUAUAUCUUUAGAAAAUGGUGAGAGUAGACAUUUUGAAGGUCAUGUGAGUGGACAUAAUUUGUUUGUUGCAGCACCAGGACAGUAUCCGAUUUCCAUGAGUAUGGGGAUGCCAAACUUAGCAAGCAUGCCUCAAGUUGCAACUGGACAGGUCAAUAACAGUCAGCUAUUAGUAAAUGCUCCAGAUCUGAGUGAUUCAAAAAUUCUAUCAGGAGAAGGAGGAGAGUGUAUAUUGGCUACUGGUCCUUCUUUUGUAAAAGGUCCAGCCAGUGGAGGUAAUCUGUGGGUUGCAGGACCAGGACAGUAUCCUGUCUCCAUGAGCACAGGAACUCCAAACCUAGUGAGUGUGCCUCAAGUUGCUAAUGGACAAGUAAAUAACAGUCAACUUUUAGUAAGUGGUCCCAUCUCUAGUGUUAUAAACAUUGCAUCAGGGAAAGGUGAACAGAGUAGACCUCUGGUUAGUGGUCCAUCUAAUCUAGAGGGAUCAAGUCAGGGUCCACUUGUCAUAGGUCCAAGAGCACUUAGUCCAGUGGGAUUGCCUCAAGUAGCAAGCAGACCGUUAUUCCGCACUACAGCAUCCAGAAUUAGGACAGCGAUGGCCAUGGCACCAAGAUCCAAAGAAUGUGUAACAAAUGGACAUCUGCAUAUUUAGCAGUAAAUCAAUUCUUAGUUUAUUAAGGCAUCCGAUGAGUUAGAAGUUCUCAAUAUCAGUAUGACCACAAUAAAUGGAU
Molecule: messenger RNA, 4255 nt
Organism: Danio aesculapii
Lineage: Eukaryota; Metazoa; Chordata; Actinopteri; Cypriniformes; Danionidae
Product: desmoglein-2.1
Exons: 14
Coding region: 16-4176 (1386 amino acids)
Biological process (GO): homophilic cell-cell adhesion
Cellular component (GO): plasma membrane; desmosome
Molecular function (GO): calcium ion binding
Source: RefSeq, a predicted model, not a curated record